Molecule: messenger RNA, 375 nt
Organism: Candidozyma haemuli
Lineage: Eukaryota; Fungi; Ascomycota; Pichiomycetes; Serinales; Metschnikowiaceae
Gene: VMA7
Product: H(+)-transporting V1 sector ATPase subunit F
Exons: 1
Coding region: 1-375 (124 amino acids)
Biological process (GO): proton transmembrane transport
Cellular component (GO): proton-transporting V-type ATPase, V1 domain; fungal-type vacuole membrane
Molecular function (GO): proton-transporting ATPase activity, rotational mechanism
Source: RefSeq, a predicted model, not a curated record
AUGAGCGCCAACGAAGCAAUGUCCAAGCGGUCGUUGCUAGCUGUGAUUGCCGACGAGGACUCUGUGACAGGAUUACUAUUGGCUGGUGUGGGUCAGGUUUCCAACGAGCCAGGCAAGGAGUCUAACUUCCUUACGGUUGUUCCAGGUAAGACUUCCGUUGAGCAGGUGGAGGAGGCCUUUGACAGGUUCACAUCUGAGAGAAACGACAUUGCCAUUCUUUUAAUCAACCAGCACAUUGCAGACUUGAUAAGGUUCAAGGUGGACGGCUACACGAAUGCAUUCCCUGCUAUUUUAGAGAUUCCUUCCAAGGACCACCCAUACGACCCAGAGAAAGAUUCCAUUUUGAAGAAGGUCAGACGUUUGUUUGGAGAGUAG